Messenger RNA from Mycena indigotica, 3207 nucleotides. Its product is annotated as Adrenoleukodystrophy protein. The record is from RefSeq and is a predicted model, not a curated record. Gene Ontology annotation, cellular component: peroxisomal membrane. NCBI's taxonomy places the organism in Eukaryota, Fungi, Basidiomycota, Agaricomycetes, Agaricales, Mycenaceae. Gene Ontology annotation, biological process: peroxisome organization; very long-chain fatty acid catabolic process; fatty acid beta-oxidation. The transcript has 18 exons. Gene Ontology annotation, molecular function: zinc ion binding; carbonate dehydratase activity; ATP hydrolysis activity. The coding region runs from base 1 to 3207 and encodes 1068 amino acids.
AUGUCAUCCAUACCUCAAGACAUCCUACAAGCCAACGAAAAAUAUGCCCUAAAUUUCGACAUACCCACUGGCCCUCGCAAGAAGCCUGAGCUCGUUCUGGUGACGUGCAUGGAUCCACGAAUCCAACCGUACGAACAAUUUGGGUUGACUUUUGGUGAAUGCGCUAUUGUUCGUAAUGCUGGAGGUUCGGCCCACAAUGCGCUUCCAGAAAUUAUUAUUGCUCAGCAUGUUGGCUUAAGACACAUCGCCAUUGUGCAUCAUACCGAUUGCGGUAUGAGUCACCUUACCGCUCAGGCCCUCAAAGAUGGCGUGAAAGAAGCAAAUGGAGCAGAAGCUGCGCAGCUCCUCGAGACUAUCGACUUUCAUGAAUGGACUGAUGUGGUCGAAUCCGUCCAGCGUGAUGUCAACUAUCUCCACCGCCACCCUGUUCUCAGAAAGUCGACUAGGAUCACAGCUUGUUGGUUGACGAACGGUUACCCCGGACCGGCCCGGGACUCCGCAGUAUUGAUGCAAGUAAUGCAUGUGAUUGUUUUUCUCUUUCCCCCCUUCUCAUCGCAUGUAAUGUCGACCACCGCGCGCAAGCAACAGCUCAACGAGCUGUUGAAGCGUUUCGCAAAGAAUUAUGCUGCUCAUCGCCCAACCAUCCAACGUCUCUUGAACUUGGGCUUCGCUCUCUAUGUCGUUGGAUCGACGGCACGAAGGUUAACGUCGGGUCAAGUCUCCUCCAAGCAGUCGAAUAAGAGCAAAGGCAAAGGAAAGGAUAAGGACGAAGGCAAAUCUUCGAGGGCUCCCAAAGUUGCCGUAGACGCGCAUUUCUACGCCCAACUCGCCCAGGUGCUCAAGAUUGUCAUUCACCGCAAGGAAGCAAUGCUUCUGGUAUUUCACUCGAGCUUGUUGGUGUUUAGGACUGUUCUCAGCCUAUAUGUGGCGAGCCUCGAUGGAACAAUCGUUGCCUCGCUGGUCCGCGCUGAACAUAAACAAUUCUUUCUCAAUAUUCUUCGCUGGUUGAUUGUCGCUAUCCCUGCCACGUGGUGCAACUCUUGGCUCAACUACAUCCAGUCAAAGCUGGCGAUCGCAUACAGAACCAGGUUGACCACCGAAGUUUUAGGCCAGUACUUGGGAUCAACUGCGGAAGGUCCAGAAGAAAAGGUGUACUAUAAACUCUCUAAUCUUGACGACCGAAUUGUCAAUGCAGAUCAAAUGAUUACCAACGAUAUCCAGAAGUUCUCUAUUCAUCUAGCAGCCUUAUAUUCUAACUUGGCAAAACCCGUACUCGAUGUGAUAUUGUACAACUACCAACUCUCUCAGAACGUUGGUGCAGAGGGUUUAAUCGUUCUCACCGUUCUUGUGCAGGCUACCGCAGCGUUAUUGCGUCUUUUAACGCCGCCAUUUGGCGCAUAUACCGCCAUGUCUGCUCAGUUGGCUGGUUCAUUGCGCCAUGCUCAUUCAAGGCUUGCUGAAUUCAGUGAAGAGAUCGCAUUCAUGCGCGGAGAAGAGCACGAGAAGAUGUUGAUUGAAAGGGAGUAUGCCAGCGUGAUUAAACACGAGAAUCACGUCCUCAAUCGGCGCUGGUUGUUUGGAUGUAUCGAGGAGGGAAUCAUCAAGUGGCUGUGGGGGAGUUUCGGCCUCAUCCUUUGCGCAACCCCAGUGUUUAUCAAGAUUCCCGGCAUCUCCAAGGCUGAUCUUGGCGGCCGCACAGAGGGUUUCAUUACCAACAGACGACUGCUGAUGUCGUCAUCAGACGCAUUCGGGCGAAUAAUGUACUCCUACAAGGAGAUCGCCGAGCUUGCCGGCUACACAUCCCGAGUUUCGCUAUUGUUGGACACUAUGAAGGACAUUCGUCAUGGCAAAUUCAAGAAGGCCCUUGUUAAUAGCGCCACCACCGGAGAGAACGCCGAAAUUCUCAAAGGACGAGGUGUUAUCAUCGAAUCCCCCGACAUCCAAUUCGAAAAUGUACCAAUCGUGACCCCAACCGGUGAUGUUCUUGUCAAGAGUCUCAGCUUCCACAUCUCUGAACCUGGUCAACAUCUCCUGGUCAUCGGACCGAAUGGAUGUGGGAAGUCCUCUUUAUUCCGUAUCCUCGGUGGCCUCUGGCCCGUGUACGGAGGUGUAGUACGCAAACCAGCGGCAUCCGAGUUCAUUUUGAUUCCGCAACGGCCUUAUCUGUCUCUCGGAACUUUGCGGGACCAGAUUAUCUAUCCCCAUUCGAAGGCGACUAUGGAUAGCCGCGGGAUCACGGACUCCGACUUGUUUACAAUUCUUUCCGUGGUUCAAAUGGAGAGCAUCGUUGAUCGUGAGGGUGGUUGGGACGCCGCUAAAGAAUGGCGAGACACGCUCAGUGGUGGCGACAAGCAAAAAAUCGCAUGGGCGCGACUCUUCUACCAUCAUCCCAAGUACGCAAUAUUGGACGAGGCAACCUCACUUGUGCCACAGGAUAUGGAGGGUAAACUGAUGCAACAUGCGACGAAGCUAGGAAUCACUCUACUCACCGUCUCGCAUCGUCCAUCGCUUUGGAAAUGGCACUCUCUGAUCUUGCAAUACGAUGGAGUUGGUGGUUACGUGUUCACGAAGCUGGAUGCGGAGAAGCGCCUUGCCUUGCAGGAGGAGAAGCAAGCCCUUGAAGCGAAAUUGCUUGAAAUCCCUAAAAUGGAGGCAAGACUCGCGGAGCUCAAAGCACUCACGGAGGAAGCGAAAAACUACGAACAUUCCUGGUCGCAUGUGGUUAAUGGGAUGUGGCACAAAUAUCCGAAUCCCAAAUGCACCCACGUAGUCAGCAUCGACGUCGUGGAUCGCACUGUCGACCCCCAAACGGGAAUAAUACGAACGGAGCGCAUACUGGGAUGCAAACAGAAAGCACCAGGCUGGAUAGUAAAACUUUUCGGCGGCUCUGAAGACGCAUUUGUUCGAGAAAUCUCCUUCGUUGACCCAGCGCGACAAAGGGCAGAUAUCACGUCAAUAAAUUUGUCGCUUUCCCAGUUUGCAACCUGCUUAGAGACGAUACAAUAUACGCCAGCGCCCGGAAACCGGACCACAUUCACGCAAACGGCGGAGAUCCAGGCUAGAAUGACGCUGUGGAGGACAGCGGCAGAUGGGUUGGAGCGGUGGUUAGUGCAACGAUUCGAGCAGAACGCACAGCUUGGCAAAUUGGGCUUCACGGACGUUCUGCGGGCGUUAGAGCAGCGUCAGACGGCAACAAGUAUCGCAUAG